AUGGUGACGUUCCAGACGGGCGACGUGGCCACCACCGAGAGCUACCUGGACACGGGGAUGAAUGGGAUCCCGAACCUCUCGCAGGUAGGUCGCUUUCGUCACGGGUUCUGGAAGGGCUGUCGGGGAAUUUAUAGGGUCGGGGGGGGUCGGGGGAUAGGUCACGGUCGGGUCGGGGGAUAUGUCGGGGUCGGGGAAUUUAUCAGGGGUCGGGGAAUUAUAUCAGGGGUCGGGGGAUAUGUCAAGGUCGGGGAAUUUUAUCUGGGGUCGGGGAAUUUAUCAGGGGUGGGGGAUAUGUCAGGUCGGGGAAUUUAUAUCAGGGUCGGGGAUAUGUCAGGGUCGGGGAAUCAGGGGUCGGGGGAUAUGUCAGGGGUUGGGGAUUUGUCACGGGUCGGGGAAUAUAUCUGGGGUCGGGGAAUAUAUCAGGGGAUUGGGGAUAUGUCACGGGUCGGGGAAUUUAUCUGGGGUCGGGGUAUAUGUCACGGGUCGGGGAAUUUAUCUGGGGUCGGGGGAUAUGUCAGGGUCGGGGGAUAUGUCAGGGGUUGGGGAAUUUGUCACGGGUCGGGGAAUAUAUCUGGGGUCGGGGAUAUGUCACGGGUCGGGGAGGGGUCGGGGGAUUAUGUCACGGGUCGGGGAAUAUAUCUGGGGUCGGGGAAUUUUUUAGGGAUCGGGAAAUAG
Penaeus vannamei (Pacific white shrimp) is the source of this 675-nucleotide messenger RNA. The record is from RefSeq and is a predicted model, not a curated record. Lineage: Eukaryota; Metazoa; Arthropoda; Malacostraca; Decapoda; Penaeidae.